AUGGCGGGGAGGGGGCUGGGGGCGGCCGGCGGCCCCUCCAGCGGUGGCGGGAAAAGAGCGGCGGGGCACGUGCCGCGACCCAUGUACGAGCCCAUCAACACCUCAGCCCCCUCCAAGACGGACCUGGAGUUGGACGCCAAGCUGGAGGCGUUCAUGCGGGAUAACGUGCCGGUGAUGACAAGCGUCGAUCUGCGGAGGAGGGAGCAAGUGCUGGGGAAGAUUCGGGCCAUGUUUCUUCAGUGGGUAAUCGAUUCGGCCCUGGAGGCAGGCAUGUCGGAAGAAGCGGCAAAGGCUGCCGGAGGAAAGAUCUACACCUCCGGCUCUUACCGCCUCCGAAUACACGAGCCCAACUCCGACAUUGACGCUAUCUGCGUGGCUCCGCAGUUUUGCACAUCAGAGCUUUUCUUCACGACCCUGAAGGAGAGGCUCAUCGCCCACCCGCUUGUGGCGAACGUGAACGCCAUCCAGACCGCGGCGGUACCCAUCAUCGAGCUGGUGUUCGAUGAAAUCGACAUCGACUUGGGCCUUGCCUGCUUGCCGGUGCCAACCGUGCCUCCAACCCUGGACAUCGACGACGAUCAGGUUCUGGACGGUGUUGAUAGGCCGACGGAGAAAUGCGUCAACGGGCCCAGGGUUACCAACAUGAUCCACAGAUUGGUUCCAAACUACGAUUCGUUCCUCCCGGUGGUGAGGUGCGUCCGAAAGUGGGCCAAAUCCAGGGGUUUGUACAGCAACAAGAUGGGAUACUUGGGAGGGGUGAACUUCAACAUCAUGGUGGCCUUCGCUUGUCAGAUGUACCCGAACGCCGGCCCGUCGACCCUUCUGCAUCGGUUCUUCAAGCUAAUGGCCGGUUGGAACUGGCCCAACGCCAUCCAGCUCGUCCAGCCCUACGACGCUGAGCUUGGACUGGAGGUGUGGAACGCCCGAGCGAACAGCUGGCACUGCAUGCCUAUUAUCACCCCCGCCUACCCUGUGAUGAACUCCUCGGCAAACGUGUCCAGGUUCACGCUCGAUGUCAUGACCUCGGAGUUCUCAAGGGGUCUCGAGGUUGUAAACGGCAUCAUGAAAGAGAAGGGCUCUCUGUCGGCGUUCUCGAAGCUUUUUGAGCCGUCGGAUUUCUUCCUCAGGUACAACCACUACUUAGCCGUUGACAUGAUGGCGAGCAGCGAGGAAGAGCACAGGGCCUGGGUCGGCUGGGUCGAAUCACGCCUGCGAAAGCUCGUGGAGGGCCUGGGUCUGUCCGGCCUCCCGUUCAAGCGUGUCCACCUCUGGCCGAAGAAGUUUGAGGGUUGCGUGGGCGGCGGGGUGGGCGGGGAGCUCCCGGCUCACAGCGUGGCGUAUUUCAUUGGUCUGGAGAUCGACCCACGGAGGAGCAAGAAGGGCGCCGUCUUGGAUGUUGACAAGGUUACCAACCGGUUCCGCAUGGAGUCUGUGGGGCACGCGACUUCCAGGGGUUUCCACAGGCCCGGGAUGGAUGUCAUGGCCACUGCCAAAUCUUGGAAGGAUCUUCCGGGAUUCGUGUUUGAGUCGAUCGGUGGCAGCGAGGCGGCCGCAGCGGAAAGGAAGAGGAGGAGGAGGGCCGAGAAGGAGCGUCUCGCCGCAAUCGCUGCCGCAGCGCCAAAGCCGGAGCAGCUCAGGGCGGCGAAGGAGGCCGCAGCAGCAGCAGCUGCUGCGGCUGCGGCUACGGCUGCGGCGGCGACAGCAGCACCUGCAGAUAGUGGUGGUGUUCAGGAGGCACCCAAGACCGGAGGCCCCGCGGUCAAGAAAGAAGACGCCGCCCCCCCCCCCGUAUUGCCGCCAACCCCGGCGGAGGCGGCGGCGGUGUCGGUAAAACCGGAAGCUGCGCUGGAAGGGGACUUGGACGACGAAGGCGCGACGAAGCUUGUUCUUAGUGGGGCAAGGGCGGCUUUGCCCGGCCAGAAGCGGAAACGAGCCGUGGACGUGGUGGACCUGGUCGAUCUCGUACCCGUGGUACCAUCCUGGAAGAACCGGCCCGGUCUGCCACCGCCGCCGCCGCCGUCGAGUGGGGGGGGCGGCAUGAAGCGCUUAACUGUGCAGCUGCUGCCCCACGCGGGGGGGGCUUCAUGAUGUCAGUAGGGCUAUUGUUGUUGUAGAUUGAUAUCAUAGAUACGAGGGAAGGGAAGAACGACCUGCGGGGAAAUGCCUUGGUUUUAAUGGGAGGACGCUCCAUUGCAAAAAACAGUAAUGUUGCAGACAAAAAUGCCGUUCGACUGGCUUGUUCACGUUCAGCCGAUUUGUCCCUUGGACUAAAUGCCAAAGACGACCAGGUGGCCUGCGUUUUGGUGGGCACUGCGUACCUGUUGUUGCCUAUAUUGUUUGGUUGGUUGGCCUGUGUCGCCACGGCAACUCGUUUCUUCGCCAUGAGACGACGGACGCUGUGUGUGUAUCUCCCCAUCUUUCCCUCUGGUGUUCUGCUCGACAACGUGUUUUUUUUUCAUUUUCCAGCUUGAUUCCAGGAUUUUUUUUUUUUCCGUUCCGUGCGUCCGUUCAUCAUUGCGGGACAUGUUCCAUCGUGUGCGUGAUGAUAUCUGGGAGGUAGGUCUUUUUCCUCACGGCAUGUAUUGACCAGCUACACCACUGCUGUAAACAACUUUCUGCGAGACUAGACCGCCGGCCUCAGCGCAGCAAGAAUCUUCGCCACCUCUAUAUUGGCA
Messenger RNA from Ectocarpus sp. CCAP 1310/34, 2675 nucleotides. The record is from the annotation of a GenBank genome assembly. Lineage: Eukaryota; Phaeophyceae; Ectocarpales; Ectocarpaceae.